AUGGAAAACCCUGAGACAGAACAAGAUGAACUGGAGUUUGAGAGGGGCCAGAUUUUAGGUGUACUCUGGAUGCUAAGGAUGAGAAAAAGUUGCUGGGUGACCACCACUAAAACGCUUGAAGUUAAUUUGCCGUUAAUGUAUCUUAAUCUUUUGUAUGUUGAAAAUCUGAAUGAAUACACUCUGUUUUGUUUUCUUAUGUUAUUUGAUAAUAAUAAUAUAAUAAUAUGCCAUUAGCAGACGUUUUAUCCAAAGCGACUUACAGUCAUGCGUGCAUACAUUUUUUUGUGGUAUGGGUGGUCCCAGGGAUCGAACCCACUACCUUAGCGUUACAAGCGCCGUGCUCUAAGCUGAGCUACGAGGGACCAUUGAUUUAGGCGCAGUGCACUAGUAGUGUGUUUGAAGUUUCUAAAAUGUUCCUUUAGUUUUGAAACUACCCGCUGGGGUCUUGAAUUGAGUUGUAAACUGACAGAUGAAUGCUGACAGCUAAUAUAUUUUCUAUCAUAUGAUACAUAAAAGGUGUCAAGAUAUACAAGUGUAUUUAAAAAAAAAUAAUAAACUAAAUAUAGUGUCAAAAUUAAUAGUGUUUUCUUUGUAUCAAUGGUGCCUGAAUGAAAAUGAGAGACUGAAAACCCAUCAAUAAAAUCACUGAAACCUAACAAAAUAACACACAUGAGGAAAUAGUUGAUUAUCUUAGGACACCAUUUAUGGAAAUAUGGCUAUCAAAUUAACAUCACUGAACAUAAGACAUCAGAUCUCCAAACCCUCAAAAUAAAGGAGCUUGUAAAUAAACUCAUUUUUACCAGAACGUUGUCAAACUACCAAUCCAGACAAUGUUUCUAGGAGUGAGAGUAUGCAAAUUGGCUAUUGAAGUGUCAUUUGAAAAUAAGGAGCGCCACGUCCUCCAACCCUCACAAUGAAGAGGCUUAUAGUAUAAUAUAACAAAAAAUCCUUCUUGUUUUGCCAGAACUGGAUUAACUACAGUACCAACCCAGGCACAUAUUUGAGAAAGUAUAUUGUAGAAAAAAUAUCCCCCCAAAAAUUUUGAUUAAGAUUUCAUUACCUCAUAUACCUUUUGCCUACCUGGACCACCCACAUUUCUAUUAUAAAUCAUUAGCACAGGCCAUGGCCUAGAUUACAAUGCUAUUUCAUGGUUAUUACUGGUUAAUUUGAGGUACUGAUACAUAAUUAACUUUAUCAUUGUGUUGCCAAUUAUACCUUACAAUCACCCCCAGGUACACCCAAAUUCUAAACAGCAGAUUUCUCAAUUCAGGAUGUCAUGCACAACGUGACACCUCGUACGACAAGCAAAUUGUGCAACUUCAAGGUAGACGGUUGUAGGCUACUACGUACAUUUGAUCAUUUGUCUCUACAGCUGGUGGCUGUUGUGUUCUGUUCAGAAACGGUCGUGUUUAAAAGGUAAAGCAACUUAUCUUUCUACUUAUUUUUACAUUGUCCUAUAAUUAUGAAUUAUUGUAUUGUUUUCACCCAACAUGAAUAGACAUAAGAAUGAAAAUCUAAUAUCACAAAACCAAAAUGAUUUAUGAUAAGCUUGAACCAUUCUAUAGUGGACAACCUAAGUGAUUAUUAUUAUCUGAAACAAGUGUAAUCGUUUUUUAUUAGAAUAUUGAUUUUGUGGUAUUUGGGACAUUUUACUUUGAUAGCCUCGUGCUGUCUGUGUCCAUUACUUGAAGCAAGUAAAUAUUGAUUGCAGAUAAACACACAGACCAAUAUACUGGUACACUGACCUCAUGAGAGCCCUGUGAGGCUUACAGCAUGGAAAAAAUAUCCCAUUCACUCACUUUCCCAAUAUUUUUGGGCAUAUCAAAACAAUUAUUAAUAUAAUUUGUAAUAAAAUGUAUCAAAUCGAAAUAGAAUACAUACUGUAUUAUAAAGAAGUGAUACACACUGAUGUGUACAAAACAUUAGGAAUACCUGCUCUUUCCAUGAUCCCUUAUUGAUAUCACUUGUUAAAUCCACUUCAAUCAGUGUAGAUGAAGGGGAGGAGACAGGUUAAUGAAGGAUUUUAAGCCUUGAGACAAUUGAGACAUGGAUUGUGUAUGUGUGCCAUUCAGAAGUUAUGGCAAAUAAAAUAUUUAAGUGUCUUUGAAUGGGGUAUGGUAGUAGAUGCCAGGCACACCAGUUUGAGUGCGUCAAGAACAGCAACGCUGCUGGGAUUUUCACACUCAACAGUUUCCCUUGUGUAUCAAGAAUGGUCCACCACCCAAAGGACAUCCAGCCAACUUGACACAACUGUGGGAAGCAUUGGAGUCAACAUGGGCCAGAAUCCUGUGGAACGCUUUCGACACCUUGUAGAGUCCAUGCCCCGACGAAUUGAGGCUGUUCUAAGGGAAAUGGGGGUGCAACUCAAUAUUAGGAAGGUGUUCCUAAUGUUUUGUACAGUCAGUGUAUUUUGCUACACAAAAUAACUGAAUUCCAUGUUAGAUGCUGAAAUAUGACACAUUAUAUUUUGACUAAGAAAAAACUUCAUCUGGUUGAUAACAGACAGCAUGGGAUAUCUCUUCUGUUAUGCGAUAUGUUUUAUAGCUCCCUUGGCUCUUGAAUAGCCUUACUAUCCCAUACACAGCUUGUGUUCUUAAUCUCCAUAACACAGACUGUUCUCUGUUGAUCUACUUACUGUGUGUGAUUCUGCUUUAGCUGUUUGAUAUUUUGUCAUUUAAUCUUAUCAUAGAUUUCUUCAUCAUUUAUCAGAAUGUUGCAAAUUCUGUAACUCAACUUUAACUUUGUUUCCCCUAACAUCAGCAUCACAUUCACCGUUCCUAUGUUUGUAUUUCUUUCCAACCAGAACAUCUGCAAACAUGGGAGAGUGGGGAUUUCUGUCAUCCCUGCUGGGCAAGGUGCAGUCACACUCCACGGUCGUCGGUAAAGUUUGGAUGACUGUCUUGUUUAUCUUCAGGAUCAUGUCCUGGGGGCCGGGGCAGAGAGGGGUGGAGCGAUGAGCAGUCUAAAUGAUUUGCAAUACCAAACAGCCCGGUUGUAG
Messenger RNA from Coregonus sp. 'balchen', 2998 nucleotides. The record is from the annotation of a GenBank genome assembly. Lineage: Eukaryota; Metazoa; Chordata; Actinopteri; Salmoniformes; Salmonidae.